Molecule: messenger RNA, 821 nt
Organism: Theobroma umbraticum
Lineage: Eukaryota; Viridiplantae; Streptophyta; Magnoliopsida; Malvales; Malvaceae
Source: RefSeq, a predicted model, not a curated record
UGUUGCUAUUACUUUUGGUUUGGGUUUAGGCCCUUGAUACCUGGAAUCAGGAGGAAACAGUGGGCCACUAAACUAGAAUAAUAGCUUAUGGUCUUUAUAGCUCCUGGCCUUUAUUUAUUGGCCGAAAGUCAAUUAGCUAAUUAAACCAUCGUCAACAGACAGAAAAUCUGAGUCCUUGUGUUUCCGAAGGUUUCUACCAUGGCUGAUACCAUCAGAACCGACGUAGUGGACAACGUUCUGAACGCCAAACGCCGUGACACGAUUGGACGUUUCCUAACCAACCUCGGCAAAUUCGCGGUUGAUUCAGCCGCCAAUGUCUCCCUCAAAGGUUUCACUGGGGGAAAUAAACUGUACGAGAUUUUGCAGGAAAGAUUCAAAGCUCAGCCAACUCCACCCUUGUUAAACGCCAAAAGGAAAUCGGAACAUGACAAACUGAUGGAGAAGAUGCAAUUAGCAAAGAUGGAAGACAUGAAUGAGGUUAAGCAACAAAGUAAAACAGCAGACAAACCUGUUGCAGGAUCGGAGCCUAUGAAGAAGAAGAAGACAUCCCAAGACAUGAAGGACUUGGGUCUUCAGAAUCCUGACAGGAAAAGAAUUUUCAUUCGUUCUCGGCUGUAAAAUUAGGCUGUUGUGUUGUUCAGCUCAUGCUUCUCUGUUACAGAGACGCCAUUUCUGAAUCUUGGUUCUCUAGGACCGAUCCCCCUCUCUGUCUGAUUGACUGCAACCCUUCUCCUCAAUUGGUAAUUUGGGCUUUAAAAAUAGUUGUUCUGUAAAUUUGCAUCAGUGUUCUGCCAUUAAUAUACUGUUUCUUCAAGAUGAAA